Indicator indicator is the source of this 1939-nucleotide messenger RNA. RefSeq names its product NPL4 homolog, ubiquitin recognition factor (gene NPLOC4). Lineage: Eukaryota; Metazoa; Chordata; Aves; Piciformes; Indicatoridae. Gene Ontology annotation, biological process: ubiquitin-dependent protein catabolic process. Gene Ontology annotation, molecular function: ubiquitin protein ligase binding; ubiquitin binding. The transcript is spliced from 17 exons. Gene Ontology annotation, cellular component: nucleus. The coding region runs from base 14 to 1858 and encodes 614 amino acids. The record is from RefSeq and is a predicted model, not a curated record.
GGUGGACAGCGUCAUGGCGGAGACGAUCAUAAUCCGCGUGCAGUCACCAGAUGGAGUGAAACGCAUCACAGCCACGAAGAGAGAAACGGUGGCAACCUUUCUCAAGAAGGUUGCAAAAGAGUUUGGUUUCAGGAAUAACGGAUUUUCCGUCUACACCAACAGAAACAGGACAGGAGAGAUCACAGCAUCACAAAACAAGUCCCUCAGCUUACUGAAAAUCAAGCAUGGUGAUAUGCUGUUUCUCUACCCCUUGAGCCCAGCUGGCUCAUCCUCAGAGACCAUGGACACCUCUGUCUCCCAAAACUUGCGGCCUGUGGGUGCCCCCCAGGUGGUGGAAGAUGAGAUUGAUCAAUAUCUCAUCAAACAGGAUGGGAAGAUCUACCGAAAUCGAGACCAGCAGCUGUGUCACCACAGCCCCUUGGGUAAAUGUGUCCACUGUGUACCUCUGGAGCCUUUUGAUGAAGAUUAUUUAAACCAUCUGGAACCUCCUGUGAAGCACAUGUCCUUCCAUGCCUACAUCAGGAAGCUGACCGGUGGAGCAGACAAGGGGAAGUUUGUUGCCCUGGAAAACAUCAGCUGCAAGAUCAAGUCAGGCUGUGAAGGGCACCCUCCUUGGCCAGAAGGCAUCUGCACAAAGUGCCAGCCCAGUGCCAUCACUCUCAAUAGGCAGAAAUACAGGCAUGUUGACAACAUCAUGUUUGAGAACCACACAAUUGCAGAUCGCUUCCUCGACUUCUGGAGGAAGACAGGAAACCAGCACCUCGGGUACCUCUACGGCCGCUACACGGAGCACAAAGACAUCCCUCUGGGCAUCCGGGCUGAGGUUGCUGCCAUCUACGAACCCCCCCAGAUCGGUACCCAGAACAGCCUGGAGAUCCUAGACGAUCCGAAAGCGGAGGUGGUGGAUGAGAUCGCUGCAAAGCUUGGGCUGAGAAAGGUUGGGUGGAUAUUUACUGAUCUGGUCUCUGAAGACACACGGAAAGGGACUGUUCGAUACAGCAGAAACAAGGACACGUAUUAUCUGAGUGCAGAAGAGUGCAUCACAGCUGGCUACUUUCAGAACCAGCAGCCCAACAUCUGUCGGCUCUCCCCAGAUGGACAUUUCGGAUCCAAGUUUGUCACAGUUGUGGCUACAGGUAUUUCUCUUCCAGGUGGUCCCGACAACCAGGUCCACUUUGAAGGGUACCAGGUCUCAAAUCAGUGCAUGGCACUGGUCCGGGAUGAGUGUUUGCUGCCCUGCCGAGAUGCACCAGAGCUGGGCUAUGCCAAGGAGUCCAGCAGCGAGCAGUAUGUGCCUGAUGUCUUCUAUAAGGACAUAGACAAGUUUGGCAAUGAGAUCACGCAGCUGGCUCGCCCACUCCCGGUUGAGUACCUAAUCAUAGACAUUACUACGACCUUCCCCAAGGAUCCAGUCUACACUUUUUCUAUUUCUCAAAAUCCAUUCCCCAUUGAGAACCGUGACGUGCUGGGAGAAACUCAGGACUUUCACAGCUUGGCCACAUACCUGUCCCAAAACACUUCCUCCAUCUUCCUGGACAUCAUUUCCGAUUUCCAUCUGCUGCUCUUCCUGGUCACAAACGAGGUCAUGCCUCUGCGGGACAGCAUCAGCUUGUUGCUGGAAGCUGUGAGGACUAAGAAUGAGGAGCUUGCCCAGACCUGGAAAAAAUCGGAGCAGUGGGCGACCAUCGAGCAGCUUUGCAGCACAGUCGGUGUCCAGAUCUCAGGACUGCAGGACUAUGGUGCCAUGGGCGGCUCGACGCAUGCUGCCUCAGCAGCCAUGUGGGCCUGCCAGCACUGCACCUACAUGAACCAGCCUGGCACGGACCACUGCGAGAUGUGCAGCCUGCCCCGGACCUAGCCAUGCUGGCAGACUCCAGAGUAAACCUUUGAGCAGCAGGAGUGGUGCUUGUUCCUUCCCCAUCCUCCCUUCUGCUUCCCC